AUGGCACCUCCACCAGCACUUCCACCAUUCUCCCUCAACUGGGACUUUUCAACACCACCGACAAAUACCACCAAUGCCAUCAACAACCAAAAUGACUCCCAAGAAAUCCUAGUAUCAUGGGUCCAUAUAGUCAAGCCACCCCUGUUCUGGGAACCUAUCGCUGAGCACCCUAUAUCCCUCAAACUGUCUAAUAUGAAAGCCGCUCUAAGUGCCGGCGCUGAUCCCAAUGAAAUGGACCACGAGCGAGAUCGAUGCCGCAGUCUUGGCAGGCCUCUUCAUUGCGCUAUUGGAGACUGGGCAGAGCCGGAAUACAUGAAAGAAAACAUCCCAGUGAUCAAGUUAUUGCUCAAACACGGUGCUGAUCCCCGCUUGCCUGGCCCAGAGGUCAAGCCUGCAGCUUUCGGGUUACAAUCGCCCCUCGAAUAUGCAAGACGUCUAGCCAUGCGUGAGUGGAGUGGGGUUGAUGAAUUAUUCGAGUGCGGAUAUUACACAGAAGCAUACCGUAUUAUGAAAGAGGCUGCGGAUGAUCUGGAUCGUAGGUGA
Penicillium verhagenii is the source of this 543-nucleotide messenger RNA. RefSeq lists its product as uncharacterized. NCBI's taxonomy places the organism in Eukaryota, Fungi, Ascomycota, Eurotiomycetes, Eurotiales, Aspergillaceae. Gene Ontology annotation, molecular function: protein binding. The transcript has a single exon. The record is from RefSeq and is a predicted model, not a curated record. Bases 1 to 543 code for a protein of 180 amino acids.